Messenger RNA from Bombina bombina (fire-bellied toad), 1068 nucleotides. RefSeq names its product small integral membrane protein 3 (gene SMIM3). NCBI's taxonomy places the organism in Eukaryota, Metazoa, Chordata, Amphibia, Anura, Bombinatoridae. The record is from RefSeq and is a predicted model, not a curated record. The transcript has 2 exons. Bases 225 to 401 code for a protein of 58 amino acids.
GACACUUCCCUUCUGUGAUAAAGACAGACAGGGAGAAGAAGCUUUAUAGGCAGCACGUCCAGUUUUUCAUGAGGAGGUUUUAAUGGGAACAGUCUUGGUGCUAAACCACGGAGGUCCCUCUAUUUCUACCAUCUCUACAUAGACUAAAAGUCACACAAUCCUCUGCACUCCCAGGGCACAUGGAGCACCAGUAACCAGAAGGCAGUGAGUUAUUGGAAGACAAUAUGAGUGAUCUUGUGACUCCCACAGCAGCAGUGCUUCCCAAACAUAUUCUUGAUGUCUGGGUGAUUAUCCUAAUAAUACUGGCAACCAUCCUGGUUAUGAGUUCAUUGUUGCUAUUACCAGCAGCAGCCGUGAUUAUCUAUAGAGUACGAACACACCCAAUACGAACCACAAGAUAGUGAUGUGGAUCCAUCAUGGAGCAGCCAAUGCUUCAUGUUUCUCCAUCAAGAUCAUGAUCACAUGCUCACACAGAGAGGACAUAUGUGACUUUCAAAAGAAUUGGACUUCUUCAUAGAAGAAUAAACUAUUGUCCGGACCCACUUUAUGUUGCAGAAGACAAUUGGUUACAAUGGAUCCAUUGGUUAACAAACCUGGAAUAUAAUGGCUGUCACUGUGAUGUCCUACAUGGUUUGGACAGUAUUUCACCAACAAGUUGUACAAUUUCAGCUUCUGUCUGUAAAUGAGCAAUGAAACCAGUGUGCCAACGAGGAGAGUUCAUUGUCCGGUCUUGAAUGUAGAGUAUACAGAGUAUUACAUGGCAUAAUUAUCUGGCAUGCUAUCUAUAGUCAGGAGCAUGUUCAAAUUAUGAUGAGCAAACAGUUUAUCACCAUAACUGACUGUUCCAUUUUAAUAUAGCUUUAUUUUACAAAGAUAUGACAGAGGGCCGAGUUCCUGCCAGAAAGAUUCACCGUAGAGCUUUGUAAUGUUUGCAGCACUGGAUUAUAAUAAAGAGGUUGAGAUGCAAUAUAAAUAGCACAGUAAUUUAUUGUUGAAUUCUGACAUUUGUAAAGUAAUUAGCUUUUUCAUACAUAACAGCUGAAUCCCAAUAAACUAGUAACCAACUGA